This is a messenger RNA of Artibeus jamaicensis (Jamaican fruit-eating bat), 3675 nucleotides long. It is a transcript of the gene RGS9, whose product is annotated as regulator of G protein signaling 9. Gene Ontology annotation, biological process: regulation of G protein-coupled receptor signaling pathway; G protein-coupled receptor signaling pathway; intracellular signal transduction. Lineage: Eukaryota; Metazoa; Chordata; Mammalia; Chiroptera; Phyllostomidae. The transcript has 17 exons. Bases 172 to 1626 code for a protein of 484 amino acids. The record is from RefSeq and is a predicted model, not a curated record.
CUCUAGUAAAGGGGUGCUGCAGGCGGCUGCCGCCCCCAACCCGCGCCCUCGGGUCCCCCCAUCUCCCCUUAGACUUAAGGGCGUGAGGGAAGGACGCGGGCUCUUUCGCGUGCGGCAUUGUCCGUUUUUCUCCCUUUUGUGUUCUGGUUCUGAAUUCCUCCAGGAUCCAGGAUGACAAUCCGACACCAAGGCCAGCAGUACAGGCCGAGGAUGGCAUUUCUCCCGAAGAUUGAAGCGCUAGUGAAGGACAUGCAGGACCCAGAGACGGGGGUCAGGGUGCAGAACCAGAAGAUCCUGGUCACCAGUGUCCCUCACGCCAUGACAGGAAGUGAUGUUCUACAGUGGAUCAUCCAGCGGCUUUGGAUCUCCAACCUGGAGGCCCAGAACUUGGGCAACUUCAUUGUCAAGUAUGGUUACAUCUACCCCCUGCAAGACCCCAAGAAUCUCAUUCUCAAGCCCGAUGGCAGCCUCUACCGAUUUCAAACGCCGUACUUCUGGCCGACCCAGCAGUGGCCAGCGGAAGACACAGACUAUGCCAUCUAUCUAACCAAGCGGAAUAUCAAGAAGAAAGGGAUUUUAGAAGAACACGAAAAGGAAAAUUACAAUUUCUUGAACAAAAAAAUUAACUACAAGUGGGACUUCGUCAUUAUGCAGGCCAAAGAACAGUACAGGACUGGAAAGGAAAGGAACAAAGCGGACAGGUACGCCCUGGAUUGCCAGGAGAAGGCGUACUGGCUGGUGCACCGGUGCCCUCCAGGAAUGAACAAUGUGCUGGACUAUGGCCUGGACCGAGUGACCAAUCCGAAUGAAGUUCAGAAACAAACAAUCACUGCUGUCAAAAAAGAGAUCAUGUAUUACCAGCAGGCCUUACUGAGGUCCACGGUGAAGUCUUCAGUGUCCCUCGGAGGGAUCGUCAAGUACAGCGAGCAGUUCUCGUCCAACGAUGCCCUCAUGUCCGGCUGCCUCCCCAGCAACCCCUGGGUCACAGACGACACCCAGUUCUGGGACUUAAAUGCCAAGUUGGUGGAAAUCCCAACCAAGAUGCGAGUGGAGCGGUGGGCCAUCAACUUCAGUGAACUGAUCCGGGACCCCAAGGGCCGGCAGAGCUUCCAGUACUUCCUCAAGAAAGAAUUCAGUGGGGAGAAUCUGGGGUUCUGGGAAGCCUGUGAGGAUCUGAAGUAUGGAGAUCAGUCCAAGGUCAAGGAGAAAGCCGAGGAGAUUUACAAGCUGUUCCUGGCCCCGGGGGCGCGGCGGUGGAUCAACAUAGACGGCAAAACCAUGGACAUCACGGUCAAGGGGCUGAGGCACCCCCACCGCUACGUGCUGGACGCUGCGCAAACCCACAUUUACAUGCUCAUGAAGAAGGAUUCUUAUGCGAGGUACUUGAAAUCUCCAAUCUAUAAGGAAAUGCUGGCCAAAGCUAUCGAACCCCAGGGAACCACCAAGAGAAGCUCCAGCCUCCCAUUUAUGCGGCGUCACCUGCGUUCCAGCCCGAGCCCUGUCAUCCUGAGGCAGCUGGAGGAGGAAGCCAAGGCUCGAGAGGCAGCCAACACGGUGGACAUCACCCAGGUCAUGAGCAAGCUGGACCGUAGGAGCCAACUCAAAAGGGAGCUGCCUCCUAAAUAAGUCUACAGUUCCUGGGGGUGGCAAGGGCGUGCCCUUGGGAGAGGCACACAAAGGCAGGGGUGGAGCCUAGAAGAGUCAUUCCCCAUCAGUGGGGGGGGCCCUGGGGUAGACAGGUUCAUGCCAGCUCCCUCCGACCUCCUUCAUGGUGAGCUUUUUGAUACCACAGCAACUCGUGGUUCUCUCACUCCAACAGCCCAGGGGCAGGACCGGCAGUGGUGGGGGCAGAGCACCCGACUCAGCUGCUGUGUGACCACCCAUCUUCUGGUAGGGGGUUCUUGCAGUGAGCACCAUAGAGAAAACAGGCUGAUUUGUGUUCUACCACUUGCUUUGGAAAAGUAAAGAGAAGGCCUUCUGCGCCCCCCUCCACUCCCACGCAUAGUUCUUUCAGGCACAUUUGUUUCAAAUAGCUCAGUGAAGCGCCCCCUUCCACCCUCAUCUGUCCAGUUUAGACUUGGCUUCUGAGGCAGCUGCAGAUCCUGCCAAGGGACGAGUCUCAGGGCUUCCCUAUAGAUGUGCGUCCCUGGACGCCUCCAGAGCAGUCAAGGUGAAAUGGCCUUCAGAGGAGCAUCUUUUUGGAGAAAGAACGAAGGGGCCAAUGUUUUUGUUCAUGGGAGGAAGGAUGGUAGAUAUCUGUGCCAUUUUCAAGAGGGGUCAAGAUCAAAGAUAAUACUCUCUCAGGUAUCUAGGGAAGCCUAGAUGUUAGUGCUUCUCUCCUCUAUAGCUGUAGACUAGGCCAGCCCUGUGGUCGGGGUGGAGUGGAGGGCAGUUCAGACUCUAACCCUGGGAGGCCGACAGGGUUAUCUGUGAAAGCAGGCUUGCCCCACACACCUGGGUAAGAAGGCAAAGGAGAUAGAACAGGUCACUGAGCACCUUGCACCGCAAGAAGACUCACUCAUUGAGCCUGUUGACUGAGUGCCUACCAUGUGCCAGGCAUUGGAGAAUAAAAUAGACACAGUCCCUAUCUCACGGAGCUGUGCCAUGGUGGUGGCCUCGGCGGGGAUGAGUGGAAUGCUUCUUCUCUGCUUCACACGUCUCAUCCUUCAGCACUAGCCUAGGCCUGAGGCUGCCUGUGGGGAUGGCAAGGGACUGAGUGGAAACACAUAAGGUUUUUGAGGGGUAGGCUAGGAACUGGCACACGGUCUCUCCCCCCUCAUUUGGUUGGCCAGAGCAAGAACCAGAGCCCACUUAGAAUCAAGGAGCGGGAAAAUAGACUCUAUUUCUUUAGUGAGAAAAUGUCAAAGUCUCAUGGCAGAAGGCAAGGAGACAGGGAGGCAGAGAGAAUUGGGGCCGUGAUAGCAAUCAACAACGCAAACCCAUAGAUGGCAAAACUCAUACAAGGCGUACUAAGGAAAUGGAUGUGACAUUGUGUUAGCAAGAUGACGGGUUGUGCAGGUUACGGAGGCCUCUCCCGGGCGGUGACAGAUGAGCAGCUGAUGGAAAGAGCUGGCUAUACAAUGAAUGUGGGCUAGGCAGGGAGACCUUUCCAGGCUGGGGGGCUUCGAGGACAAAGGCCCAGCGGUGGGAAACAGCCUAGAGUGAACGGGAACACUGCGGGGGCAGAGCCUGGUGGGGGGUGGGGGCAGAAAGGGAACAAGAUGAGGUGAGAGAGCUGGGCAGGGCCCGGUCAUCAAGGACUUUUUAGGCUGUUGUGAGGAGUGUAUGGCUCUUGGUUUCAUAUAAGCAAAAUGAGUUUCCUUCAUGGGACCAACUUUGCUCAUUUGCUUUUGGGGACAGUGAGGGAAGGGUGAGCGAGAAGGGACUGGAGGGGUGAGUGCUCACUGCAUGCUGAACCCGAAUGCAGCCCUCUCCCCACCCGCCUGCUCCCAGGGAGUCAGAGUUCAGGUGGCCACGAGGUCUCCCUCGACUUCUCACUCAGUUUCUGGACCGAAAACGAAUUGCAUCUCUUUGUGCCGUCUGCUCUGCCUUUCAUUAAAAAGCCUGUGACUGUGUCCUCAUGUCAACAUUCCUGCUCCAUUUCAUGCUCCUUCUCUCACUUCUGUCGGCUCCCCUGCAUAAUAAAGCAUCAGCACAGCACAAAACAAAGCAAAA